Messenger RNA from Rhizoctonia solani, 1065 nucleotides. RefSeq lists its product as uncharacterized. NCBI's taxonomy places the organism in Eukaryota, Fungi, Basidiomycota, Agaricomycetes, Cantharellales, Ceratobasidiaceae. The transcript is spliced from 3 exons. The record is from RefSeq and is a predicted model, not a curated record. Bases 1 to 1065 code for a protein of 354 amino acids.
AUGGCGCACCACCCACCAGGAUACCACGAAUCGACCUCUCCGACGCGAACUGUCGCUCGUGAGCCACCCUCAUACGAACCAGAUCCCGCCCUCCCGCUUCCUACGACAUUCAAAGUCGGGAAAUCAUACACCCCGCCGUUGAUCAGUGUUUCUUCCGUCCGGAACCACCUUUCAGUCCUCGAGUGCUUUGCGACUCUCAAACGCAACGUUGAAAAUGCGCAACCUAUUCUAACAUCUGAGCCACUUGAACUCGACCCAGAAAUCAAAUGGGCGAUAUACCUCGUUCGAGCCAACCACCGGUUUGGGCGGUGGAUUGAUAACGUUGUGAAUCGGAUCGAACGGCAGAGGGGAGAAGUGGUCGAACUGACGAAUGAGGAGAUCCCGCCUAUCGAUGUCUUGUUGCUCUGGCAUGCGUACCUGCUGAAUCCUGUGGGGUACUAUGAGGAUUGUGAGAGUCGGUAUCCUUGCUUGAGACUUAUUGGUGGGUUUCCGUUGGAUCGAGUCGCAAGUAGGAUGAGUAGGUAUGGAGGAGGGGUCCGUUACAUGCCUAGAGACUCACAAAUCGAUGAGUGGGAACUAUUGACUCAAGAACCGUUCGAGCUCCCAUUAUGGACUACCGUAUCGGAUACCGUCUUACUCACUUGCCCCAUGUGCGCGAGCCCGGACCUUCGAAUUCCAUGGAUUACAGAACCAACACUUGAGGAUAUAGGAGACGAAACGGCCGUUGGAAAGGGGUACGCCCAGUCGAGGUUCAGGAUCGAUUGUCAAGCGUGCGGUGGAGCUGUCACCAAGGAUAAAUUGAGAGCGGAGAGAUUCGUAAAAGAGUUUGUAAGGGUUAGGCGUGAAAUUAGGAGAGGGAAUGAGCACGAGCGAGUACUGAUGGCAUGCUCUCACAGAAACUCACUUAUUAACCCUCACACAUAUAAGCCCUCUCCGUCGCUUGGUUCGAACUUUACGAAGCUUUGCGUAGAAGGUAUUCAUGACCUAGACGAAAACCCGCAGCUGACUCCUCAUAUUGCGCUUGGGAGCUACUUUGACUGGGACUUGAACGAGGCACAAGAUUGA